AUGAAGGUUUGGCUACUACUAGGUCUUCUGUUGGUGUCCGAAGCACUGGAGAAUGUUACUGGCCAACAGUCUCCAAAGAACAAGCGUCCAAAGGAGCCAGGAGAGAACAAAAUCAAGCCUUCCAACAAAAAGGUGAAACCCAAAGUUCCUAAAAUAAAGGACCGGGACUCACCUGACUCAAUGCCAAAGACUCAGUCUAUAAUGAUACAUGUGAUGGAUAAUGGUCGCUUCCAGAAGCCUGCUGCUACCCUCAGUGUGAUGGCUGGGCAAACUGUAGAGCUUCGAUGUAAAGGGAAUAAAAUUGGAUGGAGUUACCCUUCAUACCUUGACACCUUUAAGGACUCUCGCCUCAGUGUGAAACAACACGAGCGCUAUGGCCAGCUGACCCUGGUCAACUCCACCGCGGCCGAUACGGGCGAAUUCAGCUGUUGGCUGCAACUCUGCAGUGGCUAUAUCUGCACAAAGGAUGAGGCCAAAACAGGCUCCACUUACAUCUUUUUCACAGAGAAAGGAGAACUCUUUGUACCUUCUGCCAGCUACUUUGAUGUUGUCUACUUGAAUCCGGACAGACAGGCUGUGGUUCCUUGUCGAGUGACUGUCCUGUCAGCCAAAGUCACCCUACAUAGGGAGUUCCCAGCCAAGGAAAUCCCAGUCAAUGGAAAGGACAUUAUUUAUGACAUGAAGAGAGGCUUUGUGUAUCUGCAACCUCACUCUGACCACCAGGGGGUAGUCUACUGCAAGGCUGAGGCUGGUGGCAAGUCUCAGAUCUCCGUCAAGUACCAACUGCUCUAUGUAGAGGUUCCCAGUGGACCUCCAUCAACAACCAUCUUGGCGUCCUCCAACAAAGUGAAUGGUGGCGAUGAUAUCAUUGUCCUCUGUACUGUCCUAGGGGAGCCUGAUGUUGAGGUGGAAUUCAGGUGGAUCUACCCAGGACACCAGAGUGAGAGACCCGUGAUGAUUCAAGACACUUGGAGGCUGAUCCACAGAGGAUUUGGACACACCACAAGAAUUUCCCAGAGUGUCAUUACAGUUGAAGACUUCGAGACCAUUGAUGCAGGAUAUUACAUUUGUACUGCUCAGAAUCUCCGAGGACAGACGACAGUAGCCACCACUAUUGAGUUUUCCUGA
Chrysochloris asiatica (Cape golden mole) is the source of this 1128-nucleotide messenger RNA. RefSeq names its product platelet-derived growth factor receptor-like (gene PDGFRL). The coding region runs from base 1 to 1128 and encodes 375 amino acids. Lineage: Eukaryota; Metazoa; Chordata; Mammalia; Afrosoricida; Chrysochloridae. The record is from RefSeq and is a predicted model, not a curated record. The transcript has 6 exons.